UAGAUGGUAUCAGAGCCACUCUUCCAUCUAAUCUAGCGUUCUCAUCUACCUUCCACCCGCCAUCCAUGGCUUCCUCCUCAAGUGUUCCUGCGUCCCUAGGCGCACCACCGUUGGAGAAGCUGACCAGGGAGAAUUUUCUCCUAUGGAAAGCGCAGGUGCUCCCAGCUCUGCGUGGAGCGCAGAUGACUGGCUUGCUUGACGCCACCGACGCCGAGCCGCAGAAGAAGAUCUCCGUCACCCGCGAUGACAAGACCACCGCGGAAGUUGCCAAUCCGGCGUAUACCUCCUGGAUCACCAGAGAUCAACAGGUGGUUGGCUAUUUGCUAAACUCUCUCUCGAAAGAAAUCCUUACGCAGGUCAUCAGGAUGGAGCAUGCACAUGAGAUCUGGGGUGCGAUCGUGAAGAUGUUCUCUUCGCAACCCCGCUCGCGGAUCACCAAUUUGCGUCAAGCCCUUGCCAACACCAAGAAGGGCAACAUGACGGCGGCGCAGUACAUCUCCAAGAUGAAGGCACUUGGUGAUGAGCUCGUCGCCGCUGGCCGCAAGCUCGAUGAAGCCAAGCUCGUCGAGUGCAUCCUUGUGGGACUCGAAUCUGAGAGAUGCUUGCUGAGUAUGGAGGAGGAAACAGAGGCUUCCAAAUCUCCGCCAACGCCGCAACUCGCGGACGUGGAGGCAAUCGUGGCCGCAGUGGAAACUGUGGACGCGGCAGAGGCGGUGUUCGCAAUGCUCCAGCCGCCAACAACAAUCAAGGUGGACCAAUCAAGGUGGACGUGGUCGUGGCGGAUCGUCUACUCGACGAGAUGUCACAUGCCAAAUCUGCCAGAAAGUUGGCCACCCGGCCAAUGAAUGCUGGUAUCGUUACGAGGAGGACAACUACAGCAAUGAGCAUGGGGCAAACCUUGCCUCAUAUGGCGUCGACACCAAUUGGUACGCCGAUACAGGUGCGACGGUCCACAUCACCGGCGAGCUAGACCGGCUGACUACACGAGAGAAGUACAAGGGCAAGGAUCAAGCGCACGCUGCAAGUGGAGCAGGAUCGAGCCACGAGGAAACUUCUUCUUAGCGGACCCAGCCGUGGUGGACUCUAUCCCUUGAAGUCAUCAUCAUCAUCUCGAGCUAGCAAGCAAGCCCAUGUCGCCACAAAAGUUUCUACUGCCAAAUGGCAUCGUCGUCUUGGUCAUCCGUCUUUUUCCGUAGUUCAACAAAUUCUUAACAAUAAUAAACUUUUGUUUGUCAAGGAUCAUAGUUUUGAUUCCGUUUGUGAUGCAUGUCAGUGUGCUAAAAGUCAUCAAUUGCCAUAUCCAGUUUCUACUA
This is a messenger RNA of Brachypodium distachyon (stiff brome), 1313 nucleotides long. RefSeq lists its product as uncharacterized. The transcript has 3 exons. Lineage: Eukaryota; Viridiplantae; Streptophyta; Magnoliopsida; Poales; Poaceae. The record is from RefSeq and is a predicted model, not a curated record. The coding region runs from base 66 to 845 and encodes 259 amino acids.